Erythranthe guttata (spotted monkey flower) is the source of this 1777-nucleotide messenger RNA. RefSeq names its product trimethyltridecatetraene synthase. Gene Ontology annotation, molecular function: iron ion binding; oxidoreductase activity, acting on paired donors, with incorporation or reduction of molecular oxygen; heme binding. NCBI's taxonomy places the organism in Eukaryota, Viridiplantae, Streptophyta, Magnoliopsida, Lamiales, Phrymaceae. The record is from RefSeq and is a predicted model, not a curated record.
UGAAUUUUCUUCACAUUAUAUUGCAGCUAUUAUAAAUUAGUCCCCAAAUUAAACAAACUCUCAUCACCAACCUGUUUCUCUGUAUCAUUUUACUACCAAAUAAUGGACUCACUACUCUUAGUCUUAAUAUGUACAGCUGCAAUAAUAGCCUUCAUCUCUAAAACAAUCUCGAAACUACGUCAACCACGACGAAAUACACCACCAGGUCCAAAACCAUGGCCUAUUAUCGGCAACUUGAACCUGAUUGGUCCAAUCCCACAUCAAUCCUUUCAUUUUCUAUCCCGAAAAUACGGCGAAAUAAUGCAGCUCAAAUUCGGGAAGUAUCCAGUAGUGGUUGCAUCUUCUCCGGAGAUGGCCAAACAGUUCUUGAGGGUACACGACACAGUCUUCGCCACCAGGCCUCCUCUUGCCGCCGGCAAAUACACCGCCUACAAUUACUCCGACAUGACGUGGGCCCCGUACGGCCCGCAGUGGAGACUAGCCCGUAAAAUUUACCUCUCCGAGGUUUUCAGUGCGAAAAAAAUCGAAUCUUUUGAGCAUGUUCGUAUAGAGGAGACUCGUAAUUUGGUGUCUCGUUUGAGAUCCGUGUCUGGGGAUCCAGUUGUGCUGAGAGACCAUUUAAUGCACUACACUGUUUCUGCCACGUGUAGGAUGAUAUUGGGCAAGAAAUACUUCUGUGAUUCGGAAGACGAUAAGUUCGUUACUUUACAAGAUAUGUUGGAUGAGUGGUUUCUGCUGAAUGGGGCAUUUGUAAUUAGUGACUGGAUACCAUGGCUCAAAUUUCUUGAUUUGCAGGGAUACGUAAAGAGAAUGAAGACUUUGUACAAUAGAUUGGAUAAUUUUCACAACUACGUGAUCGAUGAUCACCAAACUAGGCAAAAAGGGGCUGCGGCAGAGGAAGAAAAAGACUUCACUUUGGUCGACAAGUUAUUGAAGAUGGCCGAUGAUCCUAAUCUUGAAGUUAAACUAACGAGGGACUGCGUCAAGGGAUUAUUACAGGAUUUACUAGCUGGAGGCACAGAUACCUCAGCAGCAACAGUAGAAUGGGCUCUCUGCGAAAUUCUGAGACAACCACGAAUAAUCAAAAAGGCGAAAGAAGAGCUCGACAGGGUAAUCGGAAGAAAGAGAUGGGUCGAAGAGAACGACUUCUCUCAACUGCCUUACGUAGAAGCCAUUAUAAUGGAGUCGAUGAGAUUACAUCCACUUGCUACACUAUUAGCCCCACAUUACGCCAUCGAUGAUUGCAAAGUUGCAGGGUUCGACAUAUCAAAGGGAACAACGGUACUCAUCAACACAUGGAGCAUAGGGAGGGACCCGAAAUCAUGGGAUUCGCCGGAAGAAUUCUUGCCGGAGAGGUUUUUGGGGAAAGAAACUGAUAUGUUGGGGAGUAAUUUUGCGCUGCUGCCGUUUGGUUCGGGGCGGAGGAGAUGCCCCGGGUACAACCUCGGACUGAAGAUGGUACGAACAAUGUUGGCUAAUUUGCUGCAUGGAUUUGAGUUUCAAUUGGCCGAAGAUGUAUGCUUGGAGGAGAUGUACGGGCUUACUACACAUCCUAAAAAACCUCUUGUUGUAGUUAUGGAACCAACACUUCCAUCCCAGCUUUACUGAUUUUGUCUGUGUUCAGGAAUUAAAUAAAUUUUGUGUAAAUUGUAAUCAAGAUGAUCUUGAUACAAAUUGCAUUAUAAAAUAAAGAGCGUGUUUUCGGUUAUUGUUUGAUAUUUUUUGUCAUGUGUAACUAGGGACUAAAAUUGGAACGGAAUUUCCAAAUUUUCGUUGA